GUGUAAGUCAAGAAAACGUUAAUCUUGGAAUAGAAAGAACCAAAGGAUUAGAUCAGUCGUAAUAUAAAAUGCUUAAAGAUAGCAAAAGCUACAUUUACGUAUAUAAAAAUUACGCGAAGAUAUCAAUCAGUUGCUGCUUUUUCGCUCACUGCGUACGAUAAUGAAUCAAAGUCUCACACCGCUCCACGCAUGUAGCGAAAGUAGACACAACACAUUCGCAUAAGGGUCCACAUUUGAAUGGCGCAAAACUGUCUUUUUGCGACCAGUCUUCUAUAAAAAUAUAAUCAUCUAACUAUGUGAGCCAUAUAAAAGCUGCGCGAAACAAUUGUCUUAUCAAAGAGUAACAGCCGUCGUUUGAAUACGGACGCAUCAUGUAUCGGCUUGUGUGUUUAGUUCUUUUGUGUACAGCAGUAGCGUUUCCUACUGCGGAUAAUAGUGUGGAGCCUACAAUGGAAACAGCAGCUCGGGCGAUGGGAAAGAAUUGCUCCAGCGGUAUCUUCAGUGUCACUUGCUUGAAAAUAGAAGCCAUAUCAGCGCUUGAGAAGCUAAGUUCCAAGGAAGAAUUACAACUGCUACCAGGGAUAACUGUCGUUAAGGAAAAGAACGAAAAUGGGAGCAAUGCUAAAGAGUUUGCUGCUGAAUUAGCGAGAGCCAUGCCGAAUAAACCUGAUGAGCGUUUAGACAAAUACCUCCUUUACACAUUAGGGAAUUAUUUAGAUACUCAUUCAGUGAAGCUGAGGUUGCUAGAUGAUAGUGCCAGUGAGGAAGCGAGGGCUAUGAUUGGGGAGGCGAGGAGGAAAGGGGGUAUCGGAGGGGGGAAAAAAGGAGGAAUGGGCGGACUCAUGGCUAUGGGGAUGUUAAUGAAAGGCACCCUCAUGAGCAUCGGACUCGGCGGCCUCGCUAUGCUCGCCGGCAAAGCUCUUAUGACGGCCAUGAUGUCUCUUCUCCUCUCCGCCAUCAUCGGCAUCAAAUCCCUCUCCUCAGGAGGAAAAUCCACCACCUACGAGAUCGUCUCCAAGCCGGUCUACAGUCACUCUCACAGUCACUCAACAGCGCAUGAGGAUGUCGGCGGUGGAUAUGGACAUUCGGGUUACGGAAGGAAUUUGAAUGUUAGGAAACGUUAAGUUAAUAUGAACGAAUAAUUUAUUGACUAUUUAUUGAUUAGGUUAAGACAUGGUUAAUUUUUGCUUAUUAUGCUUGAUGUGGAAAGUACAAAUGAGCUUAGGGACCUUGGAAAAUAGUUUUUUUUUCAUGAAAAGAAAAUGAAAUGUAAAACAGAUUUUUUUGUACUUGUGGUCAUAGAGCACUCUUUAUUUUGUAUAUAUUCAUAUUUUAUUUUGUUUUUAUUUGGCUAUAUUCAUAUUUUAUUUUAUUUUAUUACUUUAUCUUCAUAUUAUAUUUCUUUGUAUGUAUGUACUUUUGUAAUUUAUGGUAUAGAGCAUUUUAACAUUUUAAAUAUUUUUAAUUUAUUCCAUAUCAUUUUUUAUAUAUUCCAUUAUUACUAAUUAGAUAUUUUGAUAAAAUAAGUAUAUUAUUUUACAAAUAUAUUUCAUUUGCAAAAAUAGAUUAUAUUCAUAUUCGUAUUAAAUAAUAUACAGGAAAUAAUUUUAUUCAUAUUUCUCGUAUCGUAUUAUAACAACCAACGUAUAUACCUAUGUAUUUAUUUAUUACUAUUUUUGUAAUACUUAUUCAUUUAAACGCAUACAUAAUAUUAUACAUAUUUACAAUUCAUUUAUAUACGUAUUGUUGUUUUUUUUAAUAAUUAUUUCAUUACAGUGGAACCUGGAUAAUUGCAAUCUCAAGGGACCGGCCAGUUUUUGUCAAUUAACCAGGUUUUUCAUUUAAGCAGGUCGUGUCAAUUAACGAGGUUCAUAAAAUCGUUGUGUCAAUUAUAGAGGUUUUCAUUAAUAGAGGUUGCGUUCUGACAAAUUUCUUUUAUGGAGGUGCAAAUAACCAUUUAAAGUAGAUUUACACGCUUACGUUCUGGGUAUCUGGUCUAUAUACUGCUUCUGUCUAUACUUGAUGCACUUUUACACUACAUUAUUACCACAUUAUUUUCUUAUCAUUUGGGUUUAAAAAAUUCCCUUGAAUUGUAGAAGAAAGUUUUAUUAGAAUAUAAAAAGCAUACUUUGUUUUUUAUUGAUCAAAACUAUUUCACCUACUAAAGGCUGUGAUAGACACCCAAUAAAUAAAUUGAAUUCGGGAUGGAGAUAUAAAUAAAAUGAUCAUUGCUAUUAAAAUAUUGUUUCUGCUGUCUACAACUACAUUAUUUCAAUUCCAGAGGUAAUAAGUAAGACUCGUUUCAAUAAUAGAGGUAAAAACAAGGGCAAAAAUAACGUAUUUUUUUAGCACAGUGUCAAUUAUAGAGGUCUUAAGUUACGAUGUGGUCAAUUACAGAGGCAAAAUUACGAAAAGCACUAAAAUCUAAAUUGCAAUUAUAGAGGUUCCAAAAUUUCAAUUAUAGAGGCCUUUUGGUCUCAAGGGACCGGGACCGGACUUUUGGUUGCAAUUAUUGAGGUUUUCCCUUUAUCCAGGUGCCAAUUAACCAGGUUUCACUGUAUUUAUAUUUGUACUAUUUGGUGAUGCAUUACUUUAUGUAAAUAGUUAUUUCUGUUUGUAUUAUUAUUAUUUGUGAUAGUUUUUUUGUAGUUAAUAUAUAUAGUAUUUUACACAUCUAAUUUGAAUGUAAUAUAGUUUAUUUACAUAGGAUUUUAUAUAUUGUAUACAAAUUGUUUUUUACUUACAUUAUAUUAUUUGUUACAAGUCAUUAUAUUAUAUUUUAAAAGACUGCUAUUUAUUAUAUCUUAUAAUUUAAAUGUUGCAAUUGUUAAGGGUUACUCGUACCUGCAUAGUAUUAUUAUGUAUUAUAAUUAUAAGUUUUGUAUAUAUGUUAAA
Messenger RNA from Cydia fagiglandana, 2895 nucleotides. RefSeq lists its product as uncharacterized. Gene Ontology annotation, cellular component: membrane. The record is from RefSeq and is a predicted model, not a curated record. The coding region runs from base 372 to 1124 and encodes 250 amino acids. The transcript is spliced from 3 exons. NCBI's taxonomy places the organism in Eukaryota, Metazoa, Arthropoda, Insecta, Lepidoptera, Tortricidae.